UUGAAGUGCCUAUUCAUAUAAUGUAUUUGACUGAUAAGCAUUGUCAGUCAUAUAUCCUAUCAACGGUACAUCAGCUAACAUUCUGUUAACUCGUGACAAAAAAACGUUUUAAGGAUAGACUGACUCAUGAUAAGUUAUCGCACGAUGUACAAUACAUUACAAUCUUUUGAAAUCAGGAAGUACAUACACAUCUAGGAAAAAAACGACCACUAUUCAUCUCCAAGACUCGACAAAAAGUGGCCGAUACCAGCGACAGUUAGACCAACUUUGAAUUCGAAAUGCAAGUUAAACGGACAGAGUAAUCUGGUAAGAGGUACGUAUAUCUUCUCCGAGGAUGUGGAGCUCGCCAUGUAGGUCAAUCCCUCAGAUCAUCGCACUUGACGUCGAAGAGAUGUGUGUACAGGGUGUCAGACCAAAGUAUUCACCCCACCCUGUACCCUGUGAAAACCGUUAUAUAAAGAAUGACAUAAAGGCCAAUGAUAACAUAUAUGCUGACUCAGAUGCCUAUAAGAAUAGCGAGGCUGAUCCUAACAAGGCAAGAAGGAGUGUGUCGUUUGGUGCCAAUGAGGUCUUCAAAAUUGACAGCACAGAAGUUCCAGUGUCCAAACAAUACAAAAAUGGGAAGCUAACUGCAAAGGAUAUACUAGUGUAUGGAUCAGGAUUGGGACUACGGGGAUCGCCACCCAAGGACCACGGAUGGGUACGAGAUGGGGCAAGGAGGACCACAGCCCAUGGGUGGCUCCAUGGUAAUGGCACAUCUAAAGGGGACACCAAUAACAAGAUGACCACACCGCAGAGACAAACUCUUGAUAAGGAUACUUAUCAGUGGCAGACCUGGUCAGCUCUACAAGAUGAUGAGGCCUCUGAAGUCCAAAACACAUCACCACAGGCCAUGUAUAAAAUAACGAAGUCUGAGUUCCGGAGGCUGCAGGCUCAAGUACGUUCGGUUCAAGGAGAUAUAACAGGGGACCGAUAUCGCCCUAAUAGCCACGGGUUUAAGAAGAUAAACCAGAAAGAGGGAGAAACUAUUCCAGUGUUAUACAGAUCUCAAUUGGCUUCCAGUCUCAAAGCAUUCAAAAAGAAAACUUGGUCCCCGCUAGAGGGCACUGAAAAACUGGAUGAUGACGGUUACUAUAGAUGUCGCCCCCAUAACGUUGAAACGUCAGGUUUUGUGCCUAACACGGUUCACAGAGAGCAUACGCAUAAACCAAGGCCAAAGACUGCAUGUGCGCAAUACGUACCAAUAGGCGAGCGAGCUUUGUCAUCGAGAGAAACUCUCGCGAGAACGAGACCACAUUCGGCGAUACCACAGCCUAUGACACAGACCAACGAGUCUCUAAAACGUGGCGAGUACGAUACUCUGUCCCCCAAAAUCGUCUAUGAAUUAGCUGACGAGGAUGAUGAAACAUUGAACAAAUCAAUGUGCCUUUAUGGUGAUAAGAAUCACUUUACUUCCCAAUCUUUGAAAUCCUCUGGACGCGACAGUGAUUACGAUAGUGGUCUCAGUAGAAUCAGCGCUAGUGAUAUGUCUGACAAUGAAAAUGACGAAGAGCCACCCAUAAUUAAAAACUCAAAUAUUCCAGAUUUGAAACUUAGACCUGAAAUCUUAGAUUCAUUCUGUUUAGCGCAAGGAUUAAAGGACCCACGCAAAUUCGACUUCGAUGCCAUGCGUUUAGAAAUUCCUCCAUAUGAAUUUACCUCAGCGUUACCCAUCGAAUUAAAUAGAUUGGACUAUCGGGAGAUCAGUCAAAUAGAAUUUGAUUGGCGGGAUCAAACGAAGUUACGACCCCCCAUCAAAGAAGAUGAAAAAAUUAUUGACCGGAUAGUCCUCCUUGAAAAGCUACAAGUAGAGACCGAAGAAUGGGAAAGAGCUCGUCGAGAGAGAAUAAGAAAUGCAAUCAAACAAAAACGCAGUGAUUACAAACUUUCUAAAGGUGUCCGACCAAUAAGCACAAAACCAAAGGAUAGGAAAUGCUGUCCAAGAUGUGUGCAAUUAUCUUGCGUAGGAGACUGUCCAGUAAAACGAGCAACUUCGAAUCAAUGUGUUCAUUGUUUUCAAAAAUACUGUGAUGGGAAAUGUGUUAAUACAAACUAUGAGUUCCACAGUCGGGCUGAGGGUACUGAAGAGGAUGCCAAAUCAUCACGAAAACCCAGGCCAUCGUCAUGCAAUAGUUGUAAACGUAGCAAUAGCAAUGCUAAGCGUAUUAACGCCAAUAGGGUUAUCCUCGGCCGUCCAAAAUCCGGACAUGCCACAUACUCGACGGGUCAACGUAGCGUCCCUUCAACAAAGGAUUUACGACCGAGGCCCAACACACCUAUACAUGCGGAUAUAGAGAAAGAGCUUGAAAAACUGGAUUUAGAUCCUAACCGUGGUGGUACAAGUCGCCCAAACACUGCCAAGAGCUCCGUUUCAAACACAGGAUCAAAGCGUCCAAGUGGUCGUGCACUAGUUGUUCCACAUAAAAGUUACUUCUCGCAAAGGAGACAUUCCCUCACAGAUUUAACCAAGCUUGAAAAAGCGGGACAAAAUGGCAAAAAGAAAAGACUUAAAUCUGCCAAGAAACGUCCCAAAACUGCUAAUGCCAAAUGUACUUGAUAUUUGUUCAUGUCGUAGAUCUCAAAAAGGAUUCCAUCCAGUUACUAUAUUCUCCAAAUCAAUACAUCACGUUCUUAUUCCAAAAAGCCGCAUCCUGUCUUAUCGAGUUAUGUAUCAAAAACCUAGUAUCAAAUUCGUGUUUUUGUGACCUACGUCCUUGUUCCCAAGUAUUAAUAUCUUUACACUUAAAAUAAUUUCCAACAGACAUGGUACGUGUCAUUCUCAGGUUUUUAUUUACUCCAUUUUUAUGGCCCACUUCUGUCCAGUUAAAACCAACAAAUAUGCUCUUGAGAGCGUCAUGUAUUGAAUGUCAAUUGUGUUUUUGAAAACAGUAAUAAAUA
This is a messenger RNA of Owenia fusiformis, 2937 nucleotides long. The record is from the annotation of a GenBank genome assembly. NCBI's taxonomy places the organism in Eukaryota, Metazoa, Annelida, Polychaeta, Sabellida, Oweniidae.